CCCGGAAGUCAGAUGUUGCUGUUGAGUCACCCCUGACUGGUAGCAGCCAGAUAGCGGAAAACAACUAGAGAUGAUGCUGGAAAGCACGGCAUCUUUGAACCGAUCCAGAGAGUGAAUAAAUGCGUUUGUCCAUACGGAUACCGCCUUGAGCAUUUGUGGUUCGCUCUUCGAGACUGACGUUGUAUCAAAAUGAUGGAGGAAAUUGACAGAUUUCAAGUGCCACCAGUGAAUCCAGAGAUGAAGCUGCUGGACCCUGCAGAGACGUCCACUAUCGAGAAUGAAACGGCUCCGAGAGAACCAGAGUCGGUCGCCAUCAACUACAAGCCUUCCCCACUACAAGUCAAGAUAGAGAAACAGCGAGAGCUUGCGAGGAAGGGCUCAGUGAAGAAUGGAACUGUGGGUAGUCCAGUCAAUCAGCAACCCAAGAAAAAUAAUGUUAUGGCCAGAACAAGGUUGGUUGUCCCUAAUAAAGGCUAUUCAUCCUUAGACCAGAGUCCAGAUGAGAAGCCGCUUGUAGCACUGGACACAGACAGUGAUGAUGACUUCGAUAUGUCCAGAUAUUCAUCAUCUGGAUAUUCUUCAGCCGAGCAAAUAAACCAAGACUUAAACAUCCAGCUUCUGAAGGACGGCUACCGGUUGGAUGAAAUACCGGAUGAUGAAGACCUGGACCUCAUUCCCCCCAAAUCUGUGAACCCCACCUGCAUGUGCUGCCAAGCCACUUCCUCCACAGCCUGUCAAAUUCAGUAACCAAACCCUCCUCCUGUCCUGACCUGAGAGUCCAGCUUGAACCCUCCGCAUAGAUUAACUACUAAAGAACUUGAGAACAGUAGAAUGAGUGUAUUAUAAUUAAUAUCAAAUAGGGAAAAAAAUAAUAACGAACGGGAAGUAUAUGUAACAGUUAAUGGUUCCUCCUAUGGUAGGACGCUAGUCUUUAUAUUUCCACCAGAGGGCGCUAGAUUUAGGUAUGUAUAGAUGUAAGAAGCAUUGAAGUGUAUAUAAAUGCAUGGUGCAACAUCAGAAGAAAACAGCUGCUCGAGUAUUUCAAAAACUGAACAAAAAAUGAACAUUUCACACUACAGGUUCCUCAGUACCAUUGUUUUUUUUGGUUCGAAGUAAGAAAAAGACCCCUAAAUCGUUAAAAUUGUUCCCCUUUUUAUGUGUUAUUUUUAUUUAAAGUAAUUUUUAAAAUAUGAUUAUGAAAGAAAAUUCACAUUUUGUUUAAAUACUUUAAUUUACCUUUAAAUUACGGGUUGCAUUUACAAUAUCAUAUCUCUUCGAAUAAUAAAAUGGUGAAAACUGAACGAAAGGGACGGAUACCUUUAUACUUUUUUUAUUUAUCAUGAAAAUAGCAUUACGCUUGGUAUUUUAAUGUAAUUUUAGGAAAUCUGUUCCUUCCAAUCAUAUUCCAUUUGGUAAAAUAAUAUUUAACACGUCUGUAAUAUCGCCGCAGAAAGACUAAUGAGACCUUGUUGAAUCUCUUUUGGUUUUUAACACUUCACUGAUUGUUUACAGUUUCAUCAAAGUUACUUUUGUAAUUCACACAAAGCAUUGUGUGAUGUAGGAAAACAGUGGAUUCUAUUUAGCGCAUCUGUGCUUUAUGAAAUUAAUUUUUGAUGGUUUCUGAUUAUAUUAGGACAGAAGUGUGUGUUUUCUAACAAAAGGGAGUGUUGAGGCAAAUUUCUUAGUCACAUUAUGUAACUUUAGAAUGUAUAUUUUAAAUAUAUUACCAGUAGCUUUGUAGCGAACACUAAUGAAGGGAAUACUUUAAAAGAGCUGUUUUAAAAGGGGAUAGUUCACCCAAAAAUGAACAUUGUGACGUUAUCUUUCAUCAUUUCAAACCUAUUUGAGUUUCUUCCGUUUACCGAACACAAAUGAAGCACUUGAGGGUAAGUAAAUGAUAUAAAUUUUCCUUUCAGGGUGAACUGUUCCUUUAAAAGUUCCUAAUUUAGCUUUAAAUGGUUUCCUUUAAUAGGUUUUUGUUCACUCACUGUCAAAAACACUUGAAUUGUUUGCAUAAUGGCUAUUACAUCUUUUCUCACGGUGUCUGAAAUGGUUGGUUCUUAUAUCUCUAAACACUUCUUCUUAUAUUUCAUUGGUCAAAUGUCCCAGUCUGUUGUUAUUGGUCUACCGUUUAUGUCCAGUGUUAAAAAUUACCACAUCUGAAUAUCAGCUCCGGAGGCUUCCUCAGCUUUUGUAAACAGAGAACCAUAAUGAAGUCAGUUCCACUAUAUCACUUCAAGCCCUCGUCCUUUUCCAUGCAGAGUAGAUUUGCUUUCAAGGCACAGUGAACAAAAUCGACAACUCAACACCAAACUACUCCAGGUCUCAUCUACAAAUACAGCAUUUGAUUUCAAAUUAGACAUUGUUUGCAAGUGAAGAUAAUAGGCUGGCUUUAUGGACAUUUGUUACAAAACCUAUUUAAGUUUGUACUGCAAGUCAGACUGGAGUUACUGAAGACUCAUUUUAUGCAGUUCAGACUUGUUGGCUCUUUUGAAAGACAAUAACUUCAUAUAUCAUGCACUUUUUUGUUUACCCUCACAAAUUAUUACAUUGAACACAUAUUUUGAAAGCAAAAUAUGGCAACACAGGCUCAUUGAAAAUAUCUGCGGCGGCCUACAUUUUUUGUGAAACUAGGUAAAAUCAAUUUAAAACUUCUGUUCCAUUUCACACUAAUGAUUAUUUAAAUAUAUCAAAUAAAUACCACAAAUCAACUUAACGGUGUCUUAUGAUUUGCCGUCAAAAACGUUUCUUCGGUAGCUCACGUUGUACAAUAUACUUGU
Messenger RNA from Danio rerio (zebrafish), 2780 nucleotides. The record is from RefSeq and is a predicted model, not a curated record. NCBI's taxonomy places the organism in Eukaryota, Metazoa, Chordata, Actinopteri, Cypriniformes, Danionidae.